Messenger RNA from Chelonoidis abingdonii (Abingdon island giant tortoise), 5040 nucleotides. It is a transcript of the gene TAB2, whose product is annotated as TGF-beta activated kinase 1 (MAP3K7) binding protein 2. Gene Ontology annotation, biological process: positive regulation of protein kinase activity; positive regulation of canonical NF-kappaB signal transduction. Gene Ontology annotation, molecular function: ubiquitin binding; K63-linked polyubiquitin modification-dependent protein binding. Lineage: Eukaryota; Metazoa; Chordata; Testudines; Testudinidae. The record is from RefSeq and is a predicted model, not a curated record.
ACACAUUGCUGCCAUGUAAUCAUGCUGAGCAAUGUUGUCUAUAACUUUACAGUGUUGGAGUCUGGUUGCGUUUAAUGUUGUUCCAUGUGUAGAUAGGGCUUUAGAAUAGAAAUAAAGGUUGACCAAAAGGUGGUGAAUCUUGAGCUGCUCUCCUGUGACCUGUCACUGAGAAGCCCUGGGUUGAAUUAAGAACUUGACUGACCAGCAAAUUUUAAACUUGGUUAAACUGUACUGUUAUCUGAGAGGCAGGGUUUAAAGUCGGGGGGGGGGGGGGAGGCAGGAACUGUGGUGGAACACAGUUACUUCUUUGUAAACAGCAGACUUUGGCUUCAUUUCUCAGGCUCGAGGGAGUGCAUUUUUCUCAGGGUUCCCCUUUCUUAGUGGCUGGUGAGGUGAGGACUUGCCAAGCAGAGGAAUCUGAAUUGUGAGCAAGAGGAAUUGCUAUUGUCUGCCUGGGAAAUUUCUGGUCCUUCAAGCCUUCUUCCCAGUAGGUGGAACAGCAGCAUCAGCUGAUCAGAGAUGAAGUCCCUAAUCUGUCUCUCCUACAAAAGUUCUUUCCAUUAACAGGUCCAAGAGGAAGAGAGGCUAGAAGAGCAGACACCAAAUCCUCCAGCAGUUCUCUUCCUCUCUCCACACUCCAGAGGGGAACGAUUCCAGGAUUCCUGUAGCAGCCUAUCUCCCUCUCCCUUCAGUGUCCUGUAGUGAAGUAGAUAUGGGUUUAAGUAAAUUUUGGUGAGUGCAACACAUCACCACAAGAUGAUGCAGUGCCACAUCAUAACAUUACUUUGAGACCUGUCACCAAGUCCACCAAAACUGAAAAAGAUUCAAGUUCUGUGGAAAAUUCAACAGCACCUCAACAUCUUUGUUGAUUUUGAUCUGCAAGUCCAGUUGAACAUCUGUAAUUGGUCCAUUGCCAGACUAUCCUAGAAGGCCUCAAUGGUAUCCGGAUAUGCCAGAAACACAAGUCUGCACAGGCCCUCUACCAGUUCAGAAAAUGCUGGAACAGGAGAGAUGAGUACUCCAUUCACUAAGACCUAGAAUUGCCUGUUGAACAACAGUCCUGAUCAGGCAAUAUACGAAUGGCCCAAGGAAGCCACCAAAUAGAUUUUCAGGUUUUACAUGACCUGCGACAAAAAUUUCCGGAGGUACCUGAAGUUGUUGUGUCCAGAUGCAUGUUACAGGCACCUUCAUGCCUUCUUCCAUGUCUCCCAUUAUCCCUGGAACACCCAGCCCAAGCUAAAUAAUAAUAACUUGGAUGCCUGUUGUGCAGUUCUGUCUCAGGAGAGCACGAAGUAUCUCUACGGUGAAGGAGACCUAGGUUUUUCGGAUGAUUCUGGGAUUCCUGGACUACGAAAUCACAUGACAUCUCUUAACUUGGAUUUGCAGUCACAGAAUGUGUAUCACCAUGGACGAGAAGGAAGUAGAAUGAAUGGAAGUAGGACUUUAACUCACAGCAUCAGUGAUGGACAUCUUCAAGGCAGUCAGCCCAACAGCGAACUGUUUCAGCAGGAACCACAGACAGCACCAGCUCAAAUUCCACAGGGAUUUAAUGUCUUUGGAAUGGCUAAUACAGUUAGUACUUCUAAUCCAGGACAACACCUGGGAUUUCACAUAGGCAGCAAAGGAGCAUCUAGCCUCUCUCAGCAAACACCCAGAUUCAACCCCAUUAUGGUAACAUUAGCUCCCAAUAUUCAGCCUGGUCGCAAUACCCCUACGUCUUUGCACAUACAUGGUGUACCUCCACCUGUACUUAAUAGUCCACAGGGAAAUUCUAUCUAUAUCAGGCCUUAUAUUACAACUCCAGGUGGUACAGCUCGACAGACGCAGCAGCAUCCCGGUUGGGUGUCUCAGUUUAAUCCCAUGCAUCCUCAGCAAGCCUACCAGCCUUCACAACCAAGUCCCUGGACUACUCUUCCCACAUCAGGUCCUCUACCACAUACCUCAUCACAACAAUCAUCACAGCCAAACCAACAAGGCCACCAAACUUCUCAUGUCUAUAUGCCUAUCAGUUCACCCACUACUCCACAAGCACCCAUGAUUCAUUCAUCUGGUAGCUCACAACCUGCUACCCAUAGCCAAUAUAACAUUCAGAAUAUCUCAACAGGACCUCGCAAAAACCAAAUUGAAAUCAAACUUGAACCACCACAAAGAAACAAUUCUUCAAAGCUGCGUUCAUCUGGUCCUCGCACUUCCACUAAUCCUUCUUCCCUCAACAGCCAGACAUUAAGUAGAAGUCAGCCCACUGUUUACAUAGCUGCCAGUCCACCAAAUACUGAUGAAGUGAUCACCCGCAGUCAACCUAAGGUCUACAUUUCAGCAAAUGCGACAACAGGAGAUGAGCAAAUUGUGCGGAACCAACCAACGCUCUUCAUAUCAACAAAUCCUGGUGUAACUACCACCUCUAGGAAUAUGUCUGGUCAAGUAAGCAUGGGUCCUGCAUUUAUUCAUCACCAUCCACCCAAGAGUCGAGCAGUGGGCAACAACACCACUGCAACCUCUCCUCGAGUGGUGGUCACACAGCCUAACACAAAAUAUACUUUUAAAAUUACAGUUUCUCCAAAUAAACCCCCUGCAGUUUCACCAGGGGUAGUAUCCCCCACCUUUGAACCUACAAAUCUUCUAAACCUUCCUGAUCACUAUGCAGAACCAGAGGGUAUCCAGCAUCUUACUGACCCUGUUUUAGCACAUGUGGAUAGGAUCAGUGAUGCACGGAAAUUGAGUGUGGGAUCUGAUGAUGCUGCCUACACACAAGCUUUACUGGUACAUCAGAAAGCCAGGAUGGAGCGACUUCAACGUGAACUCGAGAUUCAAAAGAAAAAGUUAGAUAAACUAAAAUCAGAAGUCAAUGAAAUGGAGAAUAAUCUGACACGAAGGCGCCUGAAGAGAUCGAAUUCUGUUUCCCAAAUUCCUUCACUGGAAGAAAUGCAACAGUUGCGAAGUUGUAACAGACAACUGCAGAUAGACAUAGAUUGCCUAACCAAAGAGAUUGAUCUUUUUCAGGCAAGAGGACCACAUUUUAAUCCCAGCGCUAUUCAUAAUUUUUAUGACAAUAUUGGAUUUCUAGGUCCUGUGCCACCAAAACCUAAAGAUCAAAGGUCCAUUGUCAAAACACCAAAGACUGUUCCAGACACAGACGAAGAUGAGGGAGCUCAGUGGAAUUGUACUGCCUGUACUUUUUUAAAUCAUCCAGCCUUAAACCGUUGUGAACAAUGUGAAAUGCCCAGGCAUUUCUAAGCCAACAGGCCCAUUAUCUUUUGUAAAAACAUAACAAACCUACAACAGACUGUUCUGUCAUUGGGAAAAAUCAUUUAUGCAUAGGAUUUUGUAAAAUUGAAGGUUUGACAAGGUGGUGUUUUGCUAAUGUUAAAUGUCAGCCCACAGAGCUAAUAAUACCUCAGUGUUGUGUCCAAGGCAGUUGAAAUUCAUCAGCUGAAAGGUAAUCUGCUGAAAGACUUGGUUGUCAGCUGCCUAAACCAUGUACAGUAUUACCAAUAUCCCAAUAAGAUAAUUCACCGUGUUCAGUGCUUGGGUGUUCCCCAUCCCUCUUUAUUCCCCAAUGUCACUACUGAAUUUUGACAGGGGAAAGGAAUAGAAUGAUAGCUUUUUUGUUUUCAAAGCUUUCAGUGAAACACUACAAAUGCAGAGGAAAUUAAAAGGAACAAGGUUUAACUAUUUAAACUGUUUGCUGCCACAGUGCCCAUGGAUAGGGGAAGAACUUCACAAAUCAGUGGUACUCUUUGCCUUGUCUUCCCUGAAAACGUCUCUGCUCUGUGAAGCCAGAAUCUAUACAAUCACCUCUAAAGAUGAAAAGGAAAAACUGCAUGCAUUGUCUGUCUGUACAAUACACAGUGAAAUACCCCAGAGCUUUUCCUACUGUACAUAGCUCUAGAGCCUGCUUUAAGUGACUUCUUUUCUUCACCUUUAUUAUUUUCUUGUACUUCUGUAUGUAUAGUGUAAUAGUCUUUUUUGUUAACUUUCUUUUUUCCCUUUAAGUGAUUAAGCACGAUCAUGUCCCUUUUUUAAGCUUUUAUCUGAGAGAAGCAAUGCCUUAAAAUAAGAGCAUUAAUGGUAAGAAACUAUGCACAAAAUAGCUUUCCUCUGCACAUUCUGUACAUUGCUCUUGUAAAUGCUGAUGAUCUGUGAAGACCUGCAGAUGCAGCUUGGUAAAAAUGCAGGAAAAGUUGGAAGAGUUAUACAUAUAGUUCACGCUGUACACUGAGUUUUACGGUGGGUGACACAAGAUAAUGUUUUGUCUGGCACAAGGAAACAAACUAACAUUUUCAACCCACCAACAGACUAGCAUCCGAUUUAAGCUUGCUUCAUCUGCUGGGUAUCUUGCAGGCUCUUGAAGAGAUUUAUCGGGGAAGUACAUACAGUACCGAAAUCAACAACAGCAGCAUCAUACAGCUUUGUUCAGAGAACUUAAAAUACUUUCCUGUUUUGGCAGCCAAUUUCUAAACCUGACUUGGUGGUGAAGUCUUAUAUUUAUAGAAAACAAAGAUAGCAAUAUUUAGGACAACUGAAAUAAAGGCUGGAAAAGAGAAAUCAAGCAGACUUGAACACUGAAGCAACCUCAGCAUCUCUUUAUUUUGAUUAUUUUUAAAGGAAAAUCUUCAGAUGAUCAGGAAUGUAUGUAACUGAAGUCAAGAAAAUGAAAUUAUAUUACAGUUGACAUGAAAAAGACGGUAUGUAAAAAUGUAGCAGCACUAAGUGAGGCUGGAGGGACUGCUAAAAAUGUAGCAAAAGGCAAGAGAUAAAAUACUGUCACCCACUGUAAACAUUUGCCAGUGGACAUUUUUAAAUAGGAAUUUUACAAGUGAUCUAUGUGAAUGCACAAAGACCUUUUGUUUUGAAGGCUUUGCAUUUUUUAUGUGGGAAUAAAAUGACAAUCCCAGGUAAUUAGACAGUAGACCCAAAGCACUUGCAUUCAAUGCAUUUUGUUUAUAAAAAUGAGGCCUUGUUUUUCAGCUUCAUCUGCAGUUCUAUGUGAAGAUUGACAAAUCAGUUUUUACCUGUUUUAUUAAUAAAACCUAAUUUGGA